CCCUGUGUGGCUGUGUGCUCUCAGCUGAACUGAGAAGUGAGAAGCUAAACUUGAGCGUGAGAGAGAGCAUUUUUCCACGAGAAAAAGCUUUUUCCAAUUAACUUGUUAGUUAUGGCAUCUUCAUUCUCAACGCAGUUGGUACAUAGUCAGAACUUACUUCCUCGUUUUCAUCAUGUCCAGGGGAAUUUUAGCCAAGAUGUGUCAAAAGCUGGAAGGCCCCAUGUGGUCUAUAGCAGUACCGGAUUACAGCUUGGUUACGGCAAAACAUUGGCAUCAAAAUCUCAUUAUGCUUCGAGGUUUUCUCUCACACAACAAUCUGAAGCAAAACCAAUCACCUAUAGGAGAAUGACAUGUAUUAAUGCUAAGGAAAAUGUUCUAGAGCUGCAAGCCAAAGUGACAAACAAGUGUUUCUUUGAUGUAGAAAUUGGGGGUGAACCUACUGGAAGGAUUGUUUUCGGCCUAUUUGGAGAGGUUGCUCCUAAAACAGUUGAGAAUUUCCGUGCUUUGUGCACAGGAGAGAAAGGAUAUGGUUACAAAGGAUGCUACUUCCAUCGUAUAAUCAAAGAUUUCAUGAUUCAGGGAGGUGACUUCACUGAAGGAGAUGGAACUGGUGGAAUCAGUAUCUAUGGUGCUAAAUUUGAAGAUGAGAGUUUUGCUUUGAAGCAUGUUGGUGCUGGAGUAUUGAGCAUGGCAAAUGCCGGUCCUAAUACCAAUGGUAGUCAAUUUUUUAUUUGCACUGUACAGACUCCAUGGUUAGACAAUCGCCAUGUUGUGUUUGGACAUGUCGUUGAAGGAUUGGAUGUUGUGAGGACACUUGAAUCGCAGGAGACAAGCAAGUUAGAUAACAGCCCUCGGAAAUCAUGCAGAAUUGCUAAUUCUGGGGAACUGCCAAUAGAUGGUUGAUCUUUACACUGAAGUGCAGUAAUUUUUCUGACUUUAAUUACAAUUUUCAGUUGCCACAAAUCCCAACUAGUUUGGGAUAAAUGUGUUGUCAAUGUUGAAGUUGAAUUAUGGGGGAGGAGGGGUUAUGGAUAUCUGCAAUGUUCAUGUUGUUUGAAUUAUCAUUGCUCUAUGCUGAAGGAAAAAUUGAAUGUCACUACAAGUGCAUUUAGUGAAUUAUUAUUAGGAGAGAUUUUGUAUUACUAGAUUCGUACCACAA
Gastrolobium bilobum is the source of this 1159-nucleotide messenger RNA. Its product is annotated as peptidyl-prolyl cis-trans isomerase, chloroplastic-like. Gene Ontology annotation, biological process: protein peptidyl-prolyl isomerization; protein folding. Lineage: Eukaryota; Viridiplantae; Streptophyta; Magnoliopsida; Fabales; Fabaceae. The record is from RefSeq and is a predicted model, not a curated record. The coding region runs from base 112 to 903 and encodes 263 amino acids. The transcript is spliced from 7 exons. Gene Ontology annotation, molecular function: peptidyl-prolyl cis-trans isomerase activity.